This is a messenger RNA of Cynoglossus semilaevis (tongue sole), 1730 nucleotides long. RefSeq names its product SEC13 homolog, nuclear pore and COPII coat complex component (gene sec13). Gene Ontology annotation, molecular function: structural molecule activity; protein binding. The coding region runs from base 148 to 1110 and encodes 320 amino acids. The transcript is spliced from 9 exons. The record is from RefSeq and is a predicted model, not a curated record. Gene Ontology annotation, cellular component: COPII vesicle coat; nuclear pore outer ring. Gene Ontology annotation, biological process: positive regulation of TOR signaling; COPII-coated vesicle budding; protein import into nucleus. Lineage: Eukaryota; Metazoa; Chordata; Actinopteri; Pleuronectiformes; Cynoglossidae.
GUUUAAACACACAAGUGUUUCUUCCGGUUCGCCUUAGCGGUCGUACUGUUCCCAGUACUUGUUGCCACGUCGGACUCUGGUCCGUAGUUUAUCUGACAGUAAGCUGUCGCCUCUUUCUGGUGCUGGUUCUCAGCUUGAUCUGUAAACAUGGUCUCCGUCAUUAACACAGUGGACACUUCUCACGAAGACAUGAUCCACUGCGCUCAGAUGGAUUACUACGGCACUCGACUGGCCACGUGUUCGUCCGAUCGCACAGUGAAGAUCUUUGAUGUCAGGAAUGGAGGGCAGAUCCUGGUAGCUGAUCUCAGAGGCCACGAGGGCCCAGUGUGGCAGGUGGCCUGGGCUCACCCCAUGUUUGGAAACAUCCUGGCUUCCUGUUCCUACGACCGCAAAGUAAUCAUCUGGAAGGAGGAAAAUGGAGUCUGGGAUAAGAUGUACGAGUACACAGGCCACGAGUCAUCGGUGAACUCAGUCUGCUGGGGCCCGUACGAUUUUGGACUGAUUCUGGCGUGCGGCAGCUCCGACGGAGCCAUUUCUCUGCUGACGUUCACCGGCGACCAGCAGUGGGACGUGAAGAAGAUUAACAACGCUCACACGAUUGGCUGCAACGCUGUCAGCUGGGCUCCGGCCGUGCUUCCGGGAAGUCUGAUCGACCAGCCCACGUCCCAGAAACCGAACUACGUCAAACGCUUUGUUUCUGGAGGCUGCGACAACCUGGUCAAAUUGUGGAAAGAGGAAGACGGCCAGUGGAAGGAGGACCAGAAGUUGGAGGCUCACAGUGAUUGGGUGAGAGAUGUAGGUUGGGCGCCAUCUAUUGGUCUUCCAACCAGCACCAUCGCCAGCUGCUCCCAGGAUGGGCGUGUCUUCAUCUGGACAUGUGACGACCCUUCAGGGAACACCUGGACUACCAAACUUCUUCAUAAGUUCAAUGACGUGGUUUGGCAUGUGAGCUGGUCCAUUACAGGAAAUAUCUUGGCCGUGUCCGGAGGAGACAACAAGGUGACUCUAUGGAAGGAGUCGAUGGACGGUCAGUGGGCAUGUAUCAGUGACGUCAGCAAAGGUCAGGGCGGCGUCGGCAGCGUUGCGGACUCGCAGCAGAACGAGCAGUGAAUACGUGGGGUUGACUCAUGCGGGACUCGUUCCAGCCUCAGAAUCUGUCCACGCUGUUCUAUCUGUGGAACCUCAGUCUGGAUUUUCAUCGGGGACAUGAGAGCGGAGAAGUACUCAGGAGAACCUUUUGGUUCUGAAGCAAAAUGUUGACGCGUUUUUCGACACAAACAGAAUAAUGAACAGCUUUGAAAUUAGAAAACACACACGUUCCUCCGAAAUUGUAACUGCUAUACACCCGCCUGCACGUUUUUCUCAGAAACAUUCCGGCCUCACCUGUGGAGAAGAAACAUCUCAGCAUUACCCCGGCGUUCCUAUUGACUAAAGCCAAUGAUCUGCCCGUUGUGGAAAUGAGAACAUCCUCUUCAUCCAUGUCUUCAUCUCACUGUCGGACGGACUUCAAAUUGUGAAGUCAGACGCUGAGAUGAAGACAUUUAGAGGCUGUCGUUUUGGUUUUUUUUUUUGGUUCAGUGACAACAGUUUGUUUAUGAAAUGGUUCUUGCAAAUGAAUGGGAUUCAUAUUGACUCUGCGCUCUUUGGUCUAAAACAUCACAACAUUGGUCUUCAUUAUGAACACAGCUUUGUUCAGGUGUAAAAAGUUUUUUUUUUUUUUUUUUUCUUUU